This is a messenger RNA of Vanderwaltozyma polyspora DSM 70294, 984 nucleotides long. RefSeq lists its product as uncharacterized. Gene Ontology annotation, biological process: iron import into the mitochondrion. Bases 1 to 984 code for a protein of 327 amino acids. Gene Ontology annotation, molecular function: ferrous iron transmembrane transporter activity. The transcript has a single exon. The record is from RefSeq and is a predicted model, not a curated record. Lineage: Eukaryota; Fungi; Ascomycota; Saccharomycetes; Saccharomycetales; Saccharomycetaceae. Gene Ontology annotation, cellular component: mitochondrial membrane.
AUGAUAGAGUCCGAGAAGAACCAACAUAUUCCAAUAGAGUAUGAAUCGAUGCCUAAUGAAUCUCCAUUGCAUUAUCAGAUGGUUGCUGGUGCCUUUGCUGGUAUUAUGGAGCACUCUGUAAUGUUCCCUGUCGACACGAUAAAGACUAAGAUCCAAGCUGCACCUAGCAUGCAAAUUGCAGUUGGAGGAACUGGGACUUCUACUGCUACUGCUAUUCAUUCAGCUAGGUAUUCUUCUGCCACAGUUUUAGGUAGUUUAUACAACGUUAUUAAGUUAGAAGGGGCAUCGUCGUUAUGGAAAGGUAUCCAACCAAUUCUUUUAGGAGCAGGGCCUGCACAUGCAGUCUAUUUUGGUGCGUACGAAUAUUUGAAGACUGUUUUGAUAGAUGAGAAUGACACUAGUAAGUAUCAUCCUCUUAAAGUUGCUUUAAGUGGGUUCGUUGCCACUGUAGCUUCUGAUGCUGUGAUGACUCCCAUUGAUACAAUAAAACAAAGAAUGCAAUUGGAAUCCGCAUCAAAAUUCUGGUACACUACUAAAUCUAUUAGUAAGAACGAAGGUUUGAAAGCUUUUUUCUAUUCAUAUCCUACUACAGUCGCCAUGGAUGUUCCAUUUUCUAUAUUGAAUUUUGUAAUAUAUGAUUCAUCUAUGCAAUUUUUCAAUCCUUCACAUAUAUAUAACCCAUAUAUCCACUGUGGUUGUGGUGCAUUAAGUGGUGGGAUUGCAGCAAUUGUGACGACGCCAUUAGAUUGUAUCAAGACCGUCUUGCAAGUUCGUGGUAGUAAAAAAAUCUCAAUGCAGGCAUUCAAAGAAGCAGAUUCAUUCUCUAAAGCAGCAAAGGCUAUCUACACCACAUAUGGUUGGACUGGAUUCUUCAGAGGUUUAAGACCGAGGGUUGUUGCAAAUGUGCCAGCGACAGCAAUUUCCUGGAGUUCAUAUGAAUUGGCAAAACAUCUCUUACUGCCUCCUUCUUCAAGAUUAAGCUAG